Molecule: messenger RNA, 1877 nt
Organism: Eriocheir sinensis (Chinese mitten crab)
Lineage: Eukaryota; Metazoa; Arthropoda; Malacostraca; Decapoda; Varunidae
Product: activating molecule in BECN1-regulated autophagy protein 1A-like
Exons: 9
Coding region: 370-1323 (317 amino acids)
Biological process (GO): autophagy
Cellular component (GO): intracellular membrane-bounded organelle
Molecular function (GO): protein binding
Source: RefSeq, a predicted model, not a curated record
GCCGCCCCAGCCCCCAAGAUCACCGUGGUGUUGGGGGAGGCAGGGAUGAAGGACAGCAGGCGAUGAUGGGUCAGCGGCAGACAUUGUGGAAGCAGUCCUCUGAGUCGUGGGGAGGACGCCACAACAGACUACACUAUCAAGGAGACUGUCUGCCAGGAUCUUAUUCAAUAGGUCAGUAUGCGAAGGACUCCCCUGCAGACCCGUGCCAGGCGGAUGAGGAGGGAAUGUUUAGGUCUGGGUCGGCCAUGAGCAGCUCCUGACGCCCCUACACGCCCUCACUUUUUUUAGUUUCUGCCCCCGGGGAGACGCGCCCCGAGGGAGGAUCCGCCCCAGGGAGGGAGAAUAUACCCCAGGGAAGGAGUGGCCGCCAUGAUGGAUGACAUGUUUCUGGAGGGCAAGAUGGAGGUGGGGGAGGAGGUGCGGCGGCAGUGCCAUGACCCUAUGCUGGCCCCCACGCCGGUGCUGCUGGCUCGACGCGAGGUUCCGGCGCGCCACCCCCAGGCCACCACCACGCAGCUGCAUCACAUCAGCGAGGAGAUGCUGGUUUACCGCAAGCACAACCUCCUCUCCUGCCAACUGCCCGGCUCACCCAAGUCCACGUUCCUUAUGGUAUUCAGCCCCGAUGGGUCAAAGGUCGCCUCCACCCACGGCGACCACAACAUCUACGUCAGCGAGGUCAACACAGGUCAGUGCAUCUGUACGCUGGAGGGACACCCGCGAACCCCGUGGUGUGUGGCCUUCCACCCCGCCUCCAACGAGAUAGUGGCCUCGGGCUGCCUCGGCGGGGAGGUGCGCGUGUGGGGCCUCAAGGGCGGCAGUGAGGUGUGGACGACAGAGAAGAGCACGGUGAUCGCCUCCCUCGCCUUCCACCCCACGGACAAGGUGCUGCUCAUCGCCACCUACAAUGAGAUAUACUUCUGGGAUUGGUUCCAGCCGCAGCCCUUCACCAAGAUAUGCACGGCUGAUGAGAAGGAGAAAGUCAGGUACGUCAAAUUCGACCCGCUCGGCCACAAGCUCAUCACGGGGAUCGCCAACAUGCCCCACGAGAGGCCCGGGUCGCCCUCCACCCACCACAUGCCCUCGCGCUCGGAGCUGGUGGAGCGCGAGCAGCGAUACAGCCAGCUCUCCAGCCAGUACCUCAGCCUCGUCUCACACCUGGAGGCCCUAACGAGCUCAUCCGCCGCCGCUGCUGCUGCGUCCGGCGGCUCCUCGUCUGCCGCCACAACCGCCGCGACGUCAUCCACAAGCACCACGUCAGCUUCCCGCACGAUCGACCGAGGCACAGACCCCAUAGAACUCGGGGCAGCGCGGCGCGGCAGAUGACCGAGGAACGCAGAGGUACCGGCGGAGGAGGCGGCGGCAGUGUUGGCAGCGGCGGGAAUGGUGGCGGCAGCAGCAGUCAGGGGCCGCAGGACUCCACCAACACAAGCGACCCACCCAGGCCAUCCUCAGCCUUAUGGGGCGGGGGCGGCCUCGGGGGGGACACGGACGGCGGGGGAGGGCGAGGAGCGGGUGGAGGAGUCAUCCAGCUUGGGGGCGGCUCGAUCGCUGCGCCAGAUGGUGAGUGACGACAGCGCCUCCUCCUCAAGCCUAGACUCGUCCUCCUCAGCGACCUCUGGGGCUAGCCGAGCCUCGGAACGCAACACCCGACUCUCGCUCCUGUGGACGUCUCGGCUCCAUCGUCUGGGGCAAGAUUCCGACGGGGUGGCGACCGAUGCGACUCCUAACCCAUGGGAGCCCCGACCUGACCCCGCCCCCAGGCCCCCAGGGUGAUGACGAACGUGGGGGUAAUGAAGAGGAGGCUAGUACUGGGGUGUCAACGUCCACCCCGUCGCCGCUGUCCGGGGCACGGGGCGAACGGUCAAGCCUCCAUUGGG